Notechis scutatus (mainland tiger snake) is the source of this 1452-nucleotide messenger RNA. RefSeq names its product gamma-aminobutyric acid type A receptor subunit beta3 (gene GABRB3). Gene Ontology annotation, biological process: monoatomic ion transmembrane transport. The record is from RefSeq and is a predicted model, not a curated record. Gene Ontology annotation, cellular component: membrane. Lineage: Eukaryota; Metazoa; Chordata; Lepidosauria; Squamata; Elapidae. Gene Ontology annotation, molecular function: extracellular ligand-gated monoatomic ion channel activity; GABA-A receptor activity.
GAGGGAGCCGGGAGCGGAGGGAUGUGGGGCUUUGGGGGAAGCAGGCUCUUCGGCUUCUUCUCCGCUCCCGUCCUGGUGGCCGUGGUCUGUUGCGCCCAGAGUGUGAACGAUCCGGGGAAUAUGUCCUUCGUGAAAGAAACGGUGGAUAAAUUGUUGAAAGGCUACGACAUUCGCCUCAGACCGGAUUUUGGAGGCCCCCCAGUGAAUGUCGGGAUGAACAUAGAUAUUGCCAGUAUCGACAAGGUCUCUGAAGUCAACAUGGAUUACACGUUAACAAUGUAUUUUCAACAAUACUGGCGAGAUAAAAGACUGGUUUAUGCUGGGAUUCCUCUCAACCUUACACUCGAUAACAGAGUAGCAGAUCAACUAUGGGUGCCUGAUACUUAUUUUCUGAAUGACAAGAAAUCAUUUGUGCACGGUGUUACUGUUAAGAAUCGAAUGAUUCGCCUUCAUCCAGAUGGCACAGUAUUAUACGGCCUCAGAAUCACAACUACUGCAGCUUGUAUGAUGGACUUGAGAAGAUACCCAUUAGAUGAACAAAAUUGUACAUUGGAAAUAGAAAGCUAUGGCUACACAACGGAUGACAUAGACUUUUAUUGGAGAGGUGGAGAGAAUGCAGUUACUGGAGUAGAAAGAAUUGAACUUCCGCAAUUUUCUAUUGUGGAAUAUAAACUUGUGUCCAGAUAUGCUAAAUUUGCCACAGGUUCCUAUCCAAGACUAUCACUGAGUUUUAAGUUGAAGAGGAAUAUUGGAUACUUUAUUCUUCAGACCUACAUGCCCUCAAUAUUGAUUACCAUUUUAUCAUGGGUAUCCUUCUGGAUAAAUUAUGAUGCAUCAGCAGCAAGAGUAGCUCUUGGUAUUACAACUGUGCUUACUAUGACAACUAUCAACACUCAUCUCAGAGAGACUUUGCCUAAGAUUCCAUAUGUCAAAGCCAUUGAUAUGUAUCUUAUGGGCUGCUUUGUGUUUGUCUUCUUGGCCUUACUUGAAUAUGCCUUUGUCAACUAUAUCUUCUUUGGAAAGGGCCCUCAAAGGCAGAAGAAACUUGCUGAAAAGACAGCCAAAGCAAACAAUGAUCGUUCUAAGUUUGAAAGCAAUCGGGUGGACAUGCAUGGGAACAUAUUGUUAACAUCCCUUGAAAUUCACAAUGAAGUUGCAAGCAAUGAAAUCACAACAAGUGUCAGUGAUCCACAUAAUUCAGCAGUAUCCUUUGAUAACUCAGGAAUCCAGUACAGAAAGCAGAGUUCCCACCGAGAAAUUCUUGGGAGACGUACAUUAGACAGAACUAGCACUCACACUAAGAAGAGUCAUUUGCGGAGAAGAUCUUCUCAGCUAAAAAUAAAAAUUCCUGAUCUAACAGAUGUGAAUGCAAUUGACAGAUGGUCAAGGAUGGUGUUUCCUUUCACAUUUUCUCUUUUCAACUUAAUCUACUGGCUAUACUAUGUCAACUAA